This is a messenger RNA of Ustilago hordei, 1551 nucleotides long. RefSeq names its product putative Cysteine desulfurase, mitochondrial precursor (tRNA splicing protein SPL1). The record is from RefSeq and is a predicted model, not a curated record. Lineage: Eukaryota; Fungi; Basidiomycota; Ustilaginomycetes; Ustilaginales; Ustilaginaceae. Gene Ontology annotation, biological process: [2Fe-2S] cluster assembly. The transcript has a single exon. Gene Ontology annotation, molecular function: cysteine desulfurase activity; pyridoxal phosphate binding. The coding region runs from base 1 to 1551 and encodes 516 amino acids. Gene Ontology annotation, cellular component: mitochondrion; nucleus; cytosol.
AUGGCAUCCUCACUACGAUCGUCAACGCCUUCAAGUCUUGCGCUUCGAGCGCUCACAAGACAUGAUGCUGGUCACGCUCGCAGCAUCAGCACCAAGUUUACCCCAACCGCAGCAGCAGCAUCGUCAUCGGCCUUGUCUACACCACGAGUGCACGCCCGCGGCUAUGCAUCUCCGUCGUCUCCAGCUGCCAUGGCCACACCAGUCGAGGUCGCUCAACCUGAUGUGCGUGCCGGCGUCGGCAGCAAGAUGGGUUCCGGCAAGAAUUUGCUCAACGACAUCAUCGCCGCUUCCCCCAAGCAUUCGACAACUAACCGACCUAUCUACCUCGAUGCUCAGUCCACGACACCGGUCGACCCUCGUGUGGUCGACAAAAUGAUGCCCUACAUGACUAACCAGUACGGUAAUCCGCAUUCCAGGACACACGCUUAUGGUUGGGAGUCCGAGAAGGGCGUAGAGGAGGGACGAGAGCACAUUGCCAGCCUCAUCGGUGCCGACCCCAAGGAGAUCAUCUUCACUUCGGGCGCCACCGAGUCGAACAACAUGGCUAUCAAGGGUGUCGCCCACUUCUACAAGUCCAAGAAGAACCACAUUAUCACCACUCAGACUGAGCACAAGUGUGUACUUGACUCAUGCCGUCGUCUUCAGGAGGAAGGAUUCGAGGUAACAUAUUUGCCUGUCCAGUCCAAUGGUUUGAUCGAUCUCAAGCAGCUCGAGCAGGCACUUCGACCCACAACCGCACUCGUCUCAAUCAUGACGGUCAACAACGAGAUCGGUGUCAUCCAGCCCAUCAAGGAGAUCGGUCAUUUGCUCAAGACCAAGGGUGCCCAGCUCGCCAAACAGAGCGGCCGUGGCGCAUCCAAGCCUUUCUUCCACACCGAUGCCGCACAGGCAGCCGGUAAGAUUCCUCUCGACGUCAACGAGCUUGGUGUCGAUCUCAUGAGUUUGUCGAGUCACAAGCUGUACGGUCCCAUGGGUAUCGGUGCCUGCUACAUCCGACGACGUCCACGUGUCCGUCUCGAGCCCAUCAUCAACGGUGGUGGGCAGGAGCGUGGUCUUAGAUCAGGUACUCUGGCACCUCAGCUCAUCGCUGGAUUCGGUGAGGCAGCUCGUCUUGCCAACCAGGAGCUCGCUUACGAUCAUGCACACAUUAAGAAGCUCUCGGAGCGAUUGCGAAACACGCUCGAGGCCAACAUCACCCACGUCCUCUUCAACGGUGACCAGAGCGGAUACCCGGGUUGCUUGAACUUGACCUUCCAGUACGUUGAGGGCGAGUCGUUGCUUAUGGCUCUUAAGGACAUCUGCUUGUCGUCUGGUUCCGCAUGCACAUCGGCAUCGCUCGAGCCUUCGUACGUGCUUCGUGCGCUUGGAUUGGAUGACGAGAACGCACACUCGUCGCUUCGAUUCGGUAUCGGCAGGUUCACCACGGAGGAGGAGGUCGACUACGUUGCCGACAAGAUCAUCAAGGUUGUCAACAAGUUGCGUGACAUGAGUCCACUGUGGGAGAUGGUUCAAGAGGGGAUUGACCUCAAGACCAUCGAAUGGUCCGGAUAA